Messenger RNA from Phaeodactylum tricornutum CCAP 1055/1, 1636 nucleotides. RefSeq lists its product with no specific name. The record is from RefSeq and is a predicted model, not a curated record. The transcript has 2 exons. The coding region runs from base 14 to 1636 and encodes 540 amino acids. Gene Ontology annotation, biological process: protein ubiquitination. Gene Ontology annotation, molecular function: ubiquitin protein ligase activity. NCBI's taxonomy places the organism in Eukaryota, Bacillariophyta, Bacillariophyceae, Surirellales, Neidiaceae.
GAAGUGGAAAAUCAUGGCGUCGGAAACUCCAUUUUCCUUUCACUGCAUUAUAUGCUUCGAGGAGUUCCAUCCCGACGUCCGAUACCCCGUUGUUCUUCCGUGCGGACAUACGUACGUGUGCAACCUAUGUGCAAAUCGCUUGGAGAAGUGCAUGGAAUGCCGUACCCCGCUGCAUGCGAUGACUCCGCGCACUCUCCCAUCAGAGUCCGUUACUCAUCGUCGAGUGUUGGGGGCGCCUGCCACAGCGCGCUCGCCAUGGGCCAGCGCACGGGCGGGACGUGCGGCCCCAUCAGAACUCUUCCAACAAGACCAUCCUGCUCAUCCUCCAACGGCAAAAUCGCGAUUGCCCCUGCCCAGAAAUGUAGUUCUAUUGUCUCUGAUUGAGGCAACCGAGCUCGCUACGCAGGAUAUUCGCAAAAAGCACAGCAACUCUAUGCAGUCAAAAAACUCUCGCGACGCGAAUUCCUUCGAAUCGGCAGAUUCGAAGGAUGAAGAGGAAAAGAUCAGACUGUCAACGUCCUUGGCUACGGGCGACUCGGGAACUUAUGCGGUAGCGCUCCGCGAAGGGCUCGAGAUAUACCCAUCUCGUCCGCCUACCAAAGAUAUGGAUGGCUCCAGCCCCAACGUGCCGGAUGAAGACGUCGAGACGCUAGUUCGCUUCUUCCACAUGGAUCAGAAUGCAAAAGCCAGUGAAGAGUGUACACCCCUUCCCGCUGCCCGUUUGAGUUACGGCGACAGAGUCCAGAUUGUUUCGGUAAAUGCGGGCUGGGCAAAAUUGGCACGUGGCUAUGGCUUUAUAAAAUCCGACAAAAAUCUAGUAAAAGUUGGUGGUUGCGUUGACAAGGCUUGCAAGCUGGAAGCAAUGCUUCGUACUCUCUCCAGACGCCGUAAAGAAUUACGGAGGGAGCAAAGUCAAGUUGAUAACCAGUUCAUUACGAUAAUGAGUGACCUUCAAGCUUCGCUUCAGAACACUGAGGACCUCACAGUCAUUUGUGCAGAUGCAUUCGCGGUUCCAGAGACAAAGGUGAAUAAGAAAGUCGGUUCCGCUGAUGAAAUACCAGCUACGCCUGCUGAGCGACUCAUUGAGGAAAACAUUCCGGCGGAUGAAUUCCACAAGCCUUCAGCGCUUCCUCAAAAUCCAACACGUCCAUCGCGAGGUGGACUCAUGUGCUUUGCCAGCGAGGUAUUCGAUCAGGAUAACACGGAAGGGGGAUCGAUGUUUUCUGUGUCACCGUCUCUUUCCAGCAAUUCCGUACUCGGAAGCUUUCUCUGGUCCGAGUCUGUAGACUCAUCAUCUCGCCGCAGUUUUCCGGCUGCUUCAUAUCCUUCGCCUAGCCAAUUGCGGGCCGGCGCCAGGGCGUGGCGAGAGCUUCAUGGCCGUGAGCCUAGCAGCGCCGUGGAUUUUCGAACUGGUCUGAGUGGCCACACGGCAUUGCUGAGUUCACAUGCUGGGUCCCACGACUAUUAUGAUCCACCACGAACAACGCCCUCGCGAGGACUUCCCAAAAUGAGCAGCCAUAUGGGGUUAUCCGUCGGAUAUCCUCGACGAGGUCGUCCAGCUCGCACAAUCCUUGACAGAGGCACGGGGACCACCCCCGGGGAUAGGGAGGCUCUCACCAACACUGGUUCCGUUUAG